This is a messenger RNA of Cladophialophora yegresii CBS 114405, 1161 nucleotides long. RefSeq lists its product as uncharacterized. The transcript has a single exon. The coding region runs from base 1 to 1161 and encodes 386 amino acids. Lineage: Eukaryota; Fungi; Ascomycota; Eurotiomycetes; Chaetothyriales; Herpotrichiellaceae. The record is from RefSeq and is a predicted model, not a curated record.
AUGUCAAAGGCCACGCCGAACCCUGUAGAAUACACGUACGGCUCGCAGCCCACAAAGAGCGGAGGCUCAACUGCCCAUUCAAUUCCCCAUCCGGAAGCAGUGUCAUCAUGCGUACACCAUAUCGCAGGGAUCUUGGUGACGGUCUUCGGCCUCGAUGACAUGCCCUCAGAUGUCACCGAUGUCGCAGUAUUAUGGCUCCUGCACCCGCGACUUCAGACGCAAGCGAGCAUGGCUCCAUUCGCAGCGCAUAUUAUUGCCGAGUGGAACAAGCACCAAAAGUCGAGCACAGGGAAGCAGAGGAAGGCGCUGAUAGCCGUCUCCUUUGACCAAAGAAACCACGGAUCCCGGCUCGUCUCGGCGAUCGCGAACGAGGCGUGGCGUUCCGGCAACGAGCAUCACGCUUCAGACAUGUUCUCUUGCUACACGGGUACGGCGCAGGAUACUUCGCUGCUCCUUGACUUCCUGCCUGGGUAUAUCUUUCCCGAACCAAGCGACGCACGACGGAUCGUGCAGAAUCUCGUCCUGGGCAUCUCGCUCGGUGGCCAUGCGGCGUGGCACGUCCUCAUGCACGAUGCCCGCUUCUCGGCCGCCGUCGUCACGAUAGGAUGUCCCGACUAUACACGCUUGAUGACUGACCGGGCACGCCUGUCGAAGCGGAAGACCUGGACCUCGUCGUCACCUCCGGGCCGAGAUUUUCUGGGCUCGAGCGACUUCCCUCCCUCGCUAAUCGAGGCAGUCAAGAAAAAUGACCCGGCCGGGCUGAUCUGGUCGUUACCCGGCCUGCAGUGGCGGAAUGACCAGGAGUAUCUCCACACGAGUUUGACCGAGGAGGAGAGGCAGGUCCUGUUGCCUGUGAUGACGAGGUGUUUCGGAAACAAGAGAAUUUUAAACCUCUCGGGCGGCGCAGACAAGCUUGUGCCCUAUGCGCACUCGAAACCGUUCGUCGACUGGCUCAAGACGGCGAGUGCGAAGGGAGGCUGGUUCGAAGGCUCCGGUCUCGUACUUGAGGACCUCGUGUUUGACGGCGUCGGUCACGAGGUGCCGAGUCGGAUGGUGGAUGAAAUGGUCAGAUUCGUGACGGACAGUCUUGAGGACGAGAGGGUUAGUGGGAUGGACACGGCGCCAGGAGGGGGGGCUACUAGGCUGGGGAGCAAGAUAUGA